Spirometra erinaceieuropaei is the source of this 642-nucleotide messenger RNA. Lineage: Eukaryota; Metazoa; Platyhelminthes; Cestoda; Diphyllobothriidea; Diphyllobothriidae. The record is from the annotation of a GenBank genome assembly.
AUGCCGUCAGCUAACGUUGGCCGUCCUCCCGAACCACCACUUCCAUUCUCCUCCUCCCCCACCGCCUCAAAGUCUACCGCCGUGGCGUCCGUCACGCACACCAACAGUACACACAAACCUGACACACCAACAAAAACCAACACCACCACCGUCAACGCCAGUGGUGAGUACCUGGUCUAUACCUGCCCUCACUGCGACCGCACCUUCACCUCACACAUCGGCCUGGUCGGUCACUUUCGAGUCCAUCACACAGAGACUUGCGGACCAGUGCCUGGAGCACCAGCCUACACCCGCCACAUUCUUCACCACUGUCCACACAGCCCUCGCACAUUCAUACACCUUAUGGGCCUAUUCGGCCACAUGCGUAUCCAUGAGAGCGAAAAUGACCGCAGCCCUGACACACCCAGCACACCCACCAUGCAUUGCCCCGCCCACGCUCCGCGGACCGGUGCGCCCACCGCUACCAGCUGCACCACACUCAAUACAUCCUGCACACCCAACAUGCUCAGCCCAACCUACACACCUUCUCGCAGCGCGCCCACCACCACCGAAGCUAAUACUGAUCUCGCGGACUCCUCGUGUCCACAAUGUCUGGACGAAGACGGUACGUCGAGCACCGUAAGUCGGAAGGCAGCCGACUGA